UCAGGAGCCGAGCUUGACGUGUUUGUCGCCAUAUUGGAUAUCAAAUAGGAAAUUCUGUGAGCUGACGACGUUUCAUCUCAGGGAAGAAUCCGUCUUCAUCCUGUUCGUAUGUAAUUUCGUGUGCCAAGAAAAAGGGAGUUAAUAUAAUAGAACAAUCGAGUAAUUACAAGAUUUAGAUAGUGAAAUAUAUGGAGGGACCUUGUUACUAGAAAAUACAAAACAAUCUACUCGGAAAUCGAUUCGUUCGUCAAGAAAAAGUGGAUCAAGAUACAUAACCGAAAAGAAAGCCGUCUGAGGGGCGCGUUUAGCUCGAUCGCGUCUUAUUGAUACUUUGACAUUUUCAGCUGCGGUGCGGAUUUUGAGUUACAUAUUGCUAGCAUUGUGUUUCCUCCGGGCUGAAGAAAUAUGGCGUGUGGAGCAACUUUAAAAAGGACUAUGGAUUUCGAUCCCUUGAGCCAGGCGUCUCCUAAGAGGAGGAGAUGCGCCCCCGUGUCUCCGUCGGCGUCCCCGCAGAAGUACUUGCGUAUGGAGCCGUCGCCUUUCGGACAGGUGUCAUCCCGGCUCACGACAGAGCAAAUUCUGCUGAACAUCAAGCAGGAGUACAAGCGCAUGCAGAAGAGGCGACACCUGGAUAGCAGCUUCUCGCAGGCAGAUGGCUGCUUUGUGUUGGACUCCCACCCUCACGCCUCCAUACUGAGCGGCUCCUCCUUGCCAGGUACGUCCUCCGGAGCCUCAUCCCCAUCUAGAAAAGAACAGCCUUUAUUUACCUUGAGACAAGUCGGCAUGAUCUGCGAGCGUCUCUUAAAAGAGCGGGAAGACAAAGUUCGGGAGGAGUACGACGAGAUCCUGACCUCGAAGCUGGCAGAACAAUACGACGCCUUCGUCAAGUUCACGCACGACCAGCUGAUGCGGCGGUUUGGCGAGCAGCCAGCCAGCUAUGUUUCCUGAGUGAGACGCUGCCUUUGGCGGGGGUGCCAGCCUCCCCCUCCGGUCACCGCGAGCCGUCAAAUCGACUCUGCUGGUGGCAUCUGCAGGGACUCGGCUGAUUUGAGUCAGACUUGUAGCCUUGGCAUAUCUCCUGUGGGCACGAGCCGUUUCGAGGCUUUGCCAGUAGCAACCACUCUGUCUCCAGCAGCCGGCUUGGAGCGCGUCCCUGCUGUGAACCAGGACCUCUGCUGCCUUCACCCGACCAGCAGCAUCACGUUUCUCUCCCUGUAUUCAUCUUAGUGGCUUCUUUCUCUUUAUCUCAGUAGUUUUUAUAAAAAACGUCUGGCGCUCCCGAAUUCACCAGUUUAUAAAUUUUAGGGUUUCUUUGUGUAUCGUGUGACAAACGUAAAUCAGCUCUUUUUCCAGAUCAGUGCAUCUACUUUGGGAAACUGGUGGCUUGGUCACAUGAUCAGGGCUUAAAGCAGCCCGCUCUGGUCCGUUGUACUGGAUUCCAGGGAUUUGUGCAUAUAGGCAUGUCAUGCUCAGAUUACUUAAGUUGAUACAUGCAUAUGUUUUUAAGUAUUUUUCAAGAUUUUGUUUUUAUUUAUUUUCAGUAUUUUUUAGUUUUUAUUCACAGUAUACCGUCACUGCCCGUGUAGCGUAAAAUGAGGGAAAAACCAAAUAAAAUGUUUACAUUAA
Paramormyrops kingsleyae is the source of this 1626-nucleotide messenger RNA. The record is from RefSeq and is a predicted model, not a curated record. NCBI's taxonomy places the organism in Eukaryota, Metazoa, Chordata, Actinopteri, Osteoglossiformes, Mormyridae.